ACUUCUUCCACAGUCUAUACCCUGACCACAGGAAGAUGACUCUGAGGCUUUGCUGUACCUGCAUUUUUCUCCUCCUCCUUCCUGGCCUCUCAGAUGGAGGGAAGCUCCUGGUGGUGCCCAUGGUAGGAAGCCACUGGCUUAGCAUGCAGAAAGUGGUUGAAAAGCUCGCCGAGAGAGGACACGAGGUGGUGGUGAUUAUGCCAGAAGUGAGCUGGAAUAUGAAAACGACCCAGGCUUACACUGUGAAAACACACCCAGUGUCUCAGACACUAGAAGAACUGGACAAUUCCUUUCGUGAGUUAUUUGCUACUUCCCUGGAGGACCUGCCUUUCCCAAUGAAUGCUAUAGCAACGUAUAAGAGCACAGUCAAUAUUUUCCGUACAUUUUAUGGUCAGUGCAGGGACCUCUUCAACAGCAAGGAGACCCUGCAGUACUUGAACCAAAGCAACUUCGAUGCUGUCCUAACAGAUCCUGCUUUUAUGUGUGGAGCAACAGUUGCUAAUUAUCUUUCUCUUCCAUAUGUGUUCUUCAUGAGAGGAUUUCCCUGCAACUUACACUAUGAAGCACCACAGUGCCCAAGCCCUCUCUCCUACAUCCCAAGAGCAUGGUCUUUCAACUCAGACCACAUGACAUUUUUACAGAGAGUUGAAAAUGCACUGAUUGCCAUCAUGGAUCUUUUUAUCUGUAAUUAUGUCUAUGAAGAUGCACUAAAGCUUUCCUCAGAAGUUCUUCAGAGAGAUGUAUCACUGAUGGAUCUUGUGGACUCUGCUUCUAUUUGGCUUCUGAGAUUAGACUUUGUGUUUGACUAUGUGAGGCCAGUGAUGCCCAAUAUGGUGUUUGUUGGAGGUAUAAACUGUGUUCAGCAGAAACCACUGUCUAAGGAAUUUGAAGCUAUUGUGAAUGCCUCCGGAGAACACGGCAUUGUGGUCUUCUCCCUGGGUUCCAUGGUCUCAGAGAUUCCUAUGAAGAAAGCCAUAGAAAUUGCAGAUGCCUUGGGAACAGUCCCUCAAACGGUUUUGUGGCGGUACACAGGAAAGACACCCCCCAACCUGCCAAACAAUGUAAAGCUUGUCAAAUGGCUGCCACAGAAUGAUCUUCUAGCUCACCCCAAGACUCGUGCCUUUAUUACCCACGGAGGCUCACAUGGUGUUUAUGAGGGCAUAUGCAAUGCGGUGCCGAUGGUACUGAUGCCCUUGUUUGGAGACCAGAUGGACAACGCCAAGCGAGUGGAGUCACGGGAAGCAGGAUUAGUGCUGAAUAUACUUGAAAUGACUUCAAAAGACAUAUCUACUGCCCUGAAAACAGUUAUUAAUGACAAAAAGUACAAAGAGAACAUCAAGCGCAUGUCAGAGCUUCACCUCGACAGACCCAUCCACCCCCUGGACCUGGCUGUGCACUGGGUGGAGUUUGUCAUGCGACACAAAGGGGCCCCACACCUGCGACCUGCUGCUCAUGACCUGAACUGGAUCCAGUACCACUCCCUGGACGUCGUGGCCUUCCUCCUCGUCGUGGGGCUCCUCUCCCUCUUCAUUUCUCUGAAGUGCUGCCUGUUCUGCUGCCGCAGGUGCUGCUUUAAGCAGGGAAGAACAAAAAAGCCAACCAAAGCAAAGUCCCACUAGUAGAUUAAACCAGUGGUAGGAGGAUCAGGCCUCUGCUCCAGACCAGAAGGCUCAGGGAACAUCUCAACUUUCACUCAAAUAAUAACAGUUCCUUUAAACCAGCACCAUGGGAGGGGUUGAUUCACUGAUAUAAUUUUUGCCUUUAAUUAAGAAUCGGUUGUUAAUUUGUAUAGGAGUGAUCCAGUCACUUGGGAAGGUACUACUGUGAAGUUCAAGGCUCCUGUCUUCCAUGCCUUGGUGUACAGAGGACUCAUGGUGCC
Dryobates pubescens (Downy woodpecker) is the source of this 1879-nucleotide messenger RNA. Its product is annotated as UDP-glucuronosyltransferase 1A1. Gene Ontology annotation, molecular function: UDP-glycosyltransferase activity; hexosyltransferase activity. The record is from RefSeq and is a predicted model, not a curated record. The coding region runs from base 36 to 1619 and encodes 527 amino acids. The transcript is spliced from 5 exons. NCBI's taxonomy places the organism in Eukaryota, Metazoa, Chordata, Aves, Piciformes, Picidae.